CAGGCGCGUCGCUUCGCGUCUGCCCGCCAUUUCCACGACCAAUCUUGAACCCUGCAAAGACGAAGCAAGUGCACGCCGCUGGUUGGCAUAUUUCCCAAUUCUCGACUCGUCGCCGCGACAUUCAACGUUAUAAAGCUCUACCGAUUGGCAUUUUAUCUUGUCGGGGAGAUAAUCGACUCUAUCAUCUUUUCUUGGCUAAUGCUUUUUAUCCUCGGGCAUUGAACAUCUUGAGCCCACAAAAUGGUUAAGGCGACCGCGCCCGCGCCUACUGGGCCCGGCAUCUACAGUGCCACGUACAGUGGUGUAAGAAUUCCUUCUUUGUGUUCUGAUUUAUGCUUCUUGCGCUGUGUUUGGUGUGACUGGAUGCGAGAUAUGGAAGCGAUGGAAUCUAGUGCCGUGGUCAUUGAGCUUGCUAGCUAACGCAUACUCUCACACAGAUUCCCGUCUACGAAUAUCAAUUCGGAGCCGACCUAAAAGAACAUGUUAUGAGACGACGACACGAUGACUGGAUCAACGCUACACAUAUCUUAAAAGCUGCAGCUUUCGACAAGCCGGCCCGAACCCGAAUUCUGGAGCGAGAUGUCCAAAAAGACGUCCAUGAAAAGAUCCAGGGAGGUUACGGAAAAUACCAAGGUACUUGGAUUCCGUUAGAAGCAGGUGAAGCCCUGGCAAAACGACACAGCGUGUACGACCGCCUCGCCCCAAUCUUUGAAUAUGUUGCUGGCAACGAAAGCCCUCCCCCGGCUCCCAGACAUGCCAGCAAGCCCAAGGCCCCCAAGGCUAAGCCUCCGCCACCUCGCUGGAACGCCAAUCCCGCACCCAUGCACGAUGAUUUCGAUCACGGCGAUACCAUGAUGGGCGAGGAUGACACACCAGACAAUCUGACCAUUGCCUCGGCAUCGUAUAUGGCGGAAGACGACCGAUUUGACCUGGGCCACAUGUCGACAGGUCAUCGCAAGCGGAAGCGAGAAGAGCAAAUGCAGGAUCUUACUGAGCAGCAACACUCUGUCUAUGGUGACGAGCUUUUGGACUAUUUCCUCCUCUCUAGGAACGAGCAGCCCACUGUUAAGCCCGAUCCCCCUCCCAACUUCCAGCCAAACUGGCUCAUUGAUGCUGAGAACCACACUGCUUUGCAUUGGGCCUCGGCUAUGGGCGAUGUUGAUGUGAUCAGACAGCUCAAGAGAUUCAAUGCCGCUAUUGCUGUUAAGAACGUGCGUGGCGAAACCCCCUUCAUGCGCUCUGUCAACUUUACCAAUUGUUACGAGAAGCAAACGUUCCCUGCUGUCAUGAAGGAGCUGUUUGAGACGGUUGAAGCCCGCGACAAUAUGGGAUGCACAGUUAUCCACCACGCUGCGGUGAUGAAAAACGGUAGAGUGUUUAGCUCAUCCUGUUCGCGUUACUAUCUAGACAACAUCCUAAACAGGCUUCAAGAAGUGCUUGAGCCUGCGGCGUUCCAACAGCUGCUAGAUUUGCAAGAUAGCGAAGGAAACACAGCACUUCAUCUUGCGGCACAGCGUAGCGCUAGGAAAUGCGUUCGCGCUCUGCUUGGUAGAAACGCUGCCACUGACAUCCCCAACCACGAGGGAGUUCGCGCCGAGGAUCUGAUUAUGGAGCUCAACGCCUCUAAGAAGGAGAGGGGGCCCCAACGUUCGUCGUCACCAUUUGCGCCAGACUCACAAAAACAUGCAUCGUUCCGGGAUGCGUUUGCAGACAAGUCAUCGCGAAAGGCAGGCCCAUCAUUCCAAUCGGCGGCUGCCACGACAGUGCAGUCUCGUAUCUCGCCGCUUAUUUUGGAAAAGUUUCAGGAUUUGGCAAAGAGCUACGACGAGGAGUGGCUUGAGAAGGAUGUGGCGGAGACGGAAGCUCGCCGUAUACUAGGCACUACGCAAUCUGAGCUUACCCUUGCACACCAACAGAUUGCCGAGCUUGAGGCCCAGCUGGAGCCGGAAGAAGUGGCUAACCAAAUCAUGAACGAAGCCAACCUAGCCAAGCACCAAGUGCUGUCACUUGUGACACACCAAAACAGGCUGCACGUCCACCAAGAAGUGGACGGCGAGCUGGCGCGGAUGAACGGCGACGUUAGCGGGCAGAACGAAACGUACGAGGAGCGGGUACAGCUAGCACGGCAGCUGAGCCAGAUACUUGCGGAGCAGCGUCAGGCGGAGAAUGAGUAUGUGGACGCACUGAGCAUGAUGGGGGUCGGCGACAACAUUGAAAAGUACCGCAAGCUGCUGAAGCGGUGCCUCGACCCUAAGGACGGCGAGAGCCUGGACAGCAACCUGGACAGUGUGAUUGAGAUGAUGGAGGAGGAGCGGGAUCCACGGGAUAUGGACGGCUCGGUUCCCGUCAGCGCCGAUCCCAUGGACAUUACCGCCGGCAUGUAGAUGGCACUAGUUUGGUUCGCGUCCACUCCCCCUCCUUCGUCCUCUCCCACGCUUGACCAACCGUCACAUACUGUUUCUUUUUCCUCGUGUUCUUUACAAAGCUUGAAAAAUUGUUGGGCGGCGUUUCGGGAACCUGUGCCUUUUAUUUUAUUUUACUGUUGGGAGUAUGAAUGGGAUAGCUCGAAAGUGUUGUUGUCUUGCGUUUCAUUCAACCACAGCGCCAAGUCUAUUUACAAAGAGAGAGAGUAUAAGUUAUGUAUACAAUGUUUAUUAUACUGUGCAAUACCUGCAUAUGCGUGCAUGGGCAGCACUACCAUAAAAAAGCCAUUUGUGCACAUUUAUGUAUUGUGCAAUGCUCACUCAUGAUGUGAUAUUCCUAGAG
Molecule: messenger RNA, 2766 nt
Organism: [Torrubiella] hemipterigena
Lineage: Eukaryota; Fungi; Ascomycota; Sordariomycetes; Hypocreales; Clavicipitaceae
Source: the annotation of a GenBank genome assembly